CUGGCGACCAUUUGAAUGCUUCACAAUAUCGAUAGACGAUGGUGCUCGAGGCGAGACUGGUCAUCACCACCCGAAUCCCGAGUGGAUGCUUCCAGGCGAGUCCUAUAUUCCUCAGUCUUCCUAGGUAGUCCCGGUGACGCCAGUAACACGAGUAUCGGUAGUGGGGAAGGUACGGGGGAAGAGGACGAUGAUUCAAAUGGCAAAAAGAAUCAGAAGAAGCGUGGUAUAUUUCCAAAAGUAGCAACAAAUAUUCUUAGAGCCUGGCUGUUUCAGCAUCUAACGCAUCCUUACCCAUCAGAAGAUCAGAAAAAGCAACUAGCACAAGAUACAGGACUGACGAUAUUACAAGUUAAUAAUUGGUUCAUCAAUGCACGACGAAGAAUUGUACAACCAAUGAUAGAUCAAUCUAAUCGAGCAGUUUAUUCUCCGAUUUCAGUAUACACCCACCCAGGACCUUCGGCUGGUUAUCCGGACGCAAUGAGCUAUAUGAUGGACGGGCAGGCUCAGAUGAUGCAUAGAGCACCCGGAGAUCCGACUUUUCAUCAGGGUUAUCAUUAUCCAGCUGCUGAAUAUUAUCCUCAUCAUUUGUAAUUAGCGCACACUUUUAAGCGUUUCAUUUAGUUAAUUGUGUUGUGAAAGCUAUCUGACAUACAUCACACAUAUUUCAAAUGGAAGUACAGAGCGGCAGCCGCUUCUCAGUGACCAUAAUUACUCUAUGUAAACAAUCGAAACAAUGUGGCCAUCUAGCGGAACCAAAAAGUAAGGAAAAUGGCAUAAAAAAUUGAAUGUUCAAGAGAGAGCGCAGUCCGAUAUCAAUUCACUUUAAUGUUUGGACAUACUGAGAUACGGAUGAAACACUGAAUCGUCACCUACAAUGUCAAAUCAACAACAUACAUGUCUCAUUCAACAUUCUCUGAACUUUCGAAAGAAUUUAUUAUGGUUCUUUUCUAUUUAAUCGGGUAAUGAAUAUGAAGAUAUUUAUUAAAAUUAUCAUCUUGCUAUUGAAGUGUCUUCAUCGUCAUUUUAUUUGAAAAUGUGAACCAAGCACUAAUAGAUAUUAGUAAAUAUUUAUUUGUUAUAUUUAUAAACAUAUAUCACACAUAAGUUCACAAGGCUUUCCAGAACUCACUUUAGUAUAUAAAUCACUUGUAAAAAAUGAGGCCACACUAUGUUAAAAGAAAACAUUUUUAACAUACAAUUAUGUUAAUUAAAGAUAACGUUUUCAAAACCAUUAGUGGCAAUGUUCCAAUCAGAGUUAUGAGAGUAGUCCGACAAAAAAGUGAUAAUACGUAGGAACACCGAUUAGGAAGGAUUCUUAGAGUUAAUAGAAUUGAUGCAUUGGGCGGUAAAAUUUUGUGGAAAUAUCAGCAUUCCGCUAAUUCCAUCUGUAUAAAACAUAUGUUAAAUUAUUUUGAUAUGCAAACAUUUUUAAUAAAAAUGAGCAUCAAUACGAUAAUUGAAAAUGUUUGAACAACAGAACGCGAGCCUAAAAAUGUUUGAUCAACAAUAUAUUCACUUCCCUUGCUAACCUUAUAAUGAAAA
Malaya genurostris is the source of this 1542-nucleotide messenger RNA. RefSeq names its product homeobox protein homothorax-like. Gene Ontology annotation, molecular function: RNA polymerase II cis-regulatory region sequence-specific DNA binding; DNA-binding transcription activator activity, RNA polymerase II-specific. Gene Ontology annotation, biological process: positive regulation of transcription by RNA polymerase II; eye development; positive regulation of cell population proliferation. The transcript is spliced from 7 exons. The coding region runs from base 16 to 591 and encodes 191 amino acids. The record is from RefSeq and is a predicted model, not a curated record. Lineage: Eukaryota; Metazoa; Arthropoda; Insecta; Diptera; Culicidae.